AUGGCCAGCCCCUGCUGCUGCAAGAAGCUAGUCGACGACGUCGCGGGCUGGAUAAAGGUCUACGACGACGGCUCUGUCGAGCGCCCCGCACCUCCCCCGGAGUUCCGGGCAAUGGCAACUGCUAUUGCACCGUACGACGCGCCAUGCAAUGGCGUAACGGUGCACGACAUUCCGGCCAACCCACCCCUCCGGCUGUACCUUCCGGUGGCAGCCCCCUUGCUCGGCCGACGCCUCCCCGUGCUCCUCCACUUCCACGCCGGUGUGUACUGCGUCGGCGACCCAACCUGGGCGCUCUACCAUUCUUUUUACGCCCGCCUCGCCGCCUCGAUCCCCAUUGCCGGUAUCGUUUCCAUCACCCUCCCCCUCGCCCCGGAGAACCCACUCCCGGCGGCCAUUGCCGCCGGCUACACCGCCAUUGAUUGGCUGAAGUCGCUCGAUCGGCCUGUGCUUCCGACCGAGCCAGUGCCUGAUCCGACGUCGGACCCGGUGAGCAAGCUCAGGAACACGGCCGACUUGUCACGUGUGUUCCUCAUAGGUGACAGCAGUGGUGCCAACCUGGUGCACCAGGUGGCCGCCGGGUUCAGCUCGGCGGAGCCGGGGUACCGGGGCGUCGUCCGGCUCGCCGGAGCAAUCCUGCUCAACCCCGGGUUCACCAUGUCCGCUCCGAGCGCAUCAGAGUCAACCGACCAAGUGAACUUGCCGUACAUGGACCCCAAGCUGGCGGACAGGUUCCUGGAGCUGGCCCUCCCCAAAGGAGCCACCAGAGACCACCCGUACAUCUGGCCCGUCCGCGACGACGCUACGGCGGCCGCGCUGGCCAUGCCACCAUUGCUGGUGAGCAUCGCGACCUUGGACUCGCUGCGUGACCGGCAGGUGGAGUACUGCAACUUGAUGCGGCGUGCCGGGAAGCACGUCGAGGUGGCGCUGAGCCCCGGCGUAGACCACAUGUUCUACCUGAUGCACGGAAUUGCCGAGCCCGAGCCAGCCGGAGAGGACAUCGCGGCGCGUGUUGCCGAGCUCAUCGACACCAUUGGGGGAUUCGUCGGCCGACGCCACGGCUGCGUGGCUCGUCUGUAGCCGUGUGUCCGUUGCGUCUGUUGUUGGUGGGCUUUGCAUAAUUGUGUUGGUAUUGUUGGCCAGCCUGUGUGAGUGCGUUCAUAUUUGUGAGCCGUGAGUGCUUCAGUUUCUUACCGUUCAACCGGAAUGGAGUAUCAACGUAAUAAUGGAUUUAUUUUUGUUAAA
Messenger RNA from Lolium perenne, 1242 nucleotides. Its product is annotated as probable carboxylesterase 17. NCBI's taxonomy places the organism in Eukaryota, Viridiplantae, Streptophyta, Magnoliopsida, Poales, Poaceae. The record is from RefSeq and is a predicted model, not a curated record. Gene Ontology annotation, molecular function: hydrolase activity.